GCUCGCAACUCGAUCGCGGGGCGAAUCGCUCGCGGACUUUUGCCACACUCGCGACAACCCGACGUGUGGUGCGCUUCAAAAGCAAAUAUGGCAGGCAGAGGUGGACAUGAUAAUAAUAGAUAUGGUGGUGAGCGGGCUCGCAGACCGCUGCCGACGGAGCCGCCGUACAUCGCGUACGUCGGCAACCUGCCCCAGGGCGUCGUCCAGGGCGACCUCAACAGGAUAUUCAAGGACUUUACGGUGAAAAACAUUCGCCUGGUCAAGGACAAGGAAACGGAUGUCUUCAAGGGCUUCUGCUACGUCGAGUUCAGCACGCUGGACGAGCUGAAGGAGGCGCUCGACCUGGACGGGCUGAUUGUGCUGAACGACAGCACGGCCGCCCUCCGGAUCGACAUCGCCGAGCAGAAGAAGAACGAUCGCGGUGGCUUCACCAAGCGGGGAGGUCCUCAGGGUGGAGGUGGAGGUGGCAUGCCGAACCGUGGUGGCGGCGGUGGCUUCAACAAUAAGGGAGGCCCCGGCGCUGGAGGUGGACAGAACAAUAGACAGGGUGGCGACAGAGGCUACGGUAACGACAAUUACGGAAGAGACGACUUCGAUAGGAACCGCGGACGUGCUAAUAAUUUUAAUGACCGUGGACCAAACCGCGGCAGAUACGGCAACUUCAACGAGGAAGGACGCGAAGGGGGUGGUCGGGAUGACUGGAGCCGUGAUGGUCCCGGCGGAAACGACAGAGGGGACAAUUAUAGCCGCGACGGAGGAGAUCGCUACAGUCGAUUCGGAGGCGGAGGCGGUGGAGGUGGUGCUGGCGCCGGACGUAGAGAUAAUCGUGACAACGAUAGAAGAAAAGAUCAACCGCAGCAUUCGGCGGCGCCGGGGCUUAGUCUGGCGGAACGGGACGCCGGUAGACCCAGGUUGAACUUGAAGCCACGUACCGUGGCCGCUCCGUUGAAUGCGCUGGCAGAAACUAAGCAAGCGGCUGCCAUUUUCGGCGCUGCCAAGCCACGCGAGGAAAAAGUGGGUCCCGACGGGGCAGACCCGGAAGUUUCUGCACGUAAAACGUCGACUUCCUCGUCGGGCGCCGGCGACGAUAAGAACGGGCCGAACUAAAGCUUUUUUCUUCUUCUUUAGUUUACGAUAACGUUAACGUUCAACUCCUUUUUAUUAUUUCUUUUGUCAAACGAGAGCGAAAGUAAACAGUUUUUACUAUAAAAAGCAAGAAAAUAGGAAAGAAAAAAAACAACCAGCAAGAUUGUAAUGUGAAGCUUACGUACCCAUACAUGAAAAUACAUGCAUAAACAAACACACACAUAAAGAAAGAAAAUGAAACGAUGCAACCUAACGUAAACAAAGUAUGUGUUUAAUUUAUAUUUUGAGUUUUACGCUUUUUUUCUACGAUUUAAUACUAAUAUUAAAGAAAAUUAAAAAAUGCAAAAAGAAGGAAUGAAAUACAAAAUACUAUGUAAUUAUAAUGCAAAUAAUUAUGGAAAAGCAGUAAAAAUAUAUUAAUUACUAUAGCACAUUGAUAUAUUUCAAACCCUAAAAAGAUUACUGAUUAAAAAUGAGAAGAAAGCUGAAACUGAAAACUUACUCUAAGGACAAAGAAAAACUAAAGUAACAAGAAAUACCUUUUGAGCUAGUAAAUCACACACACAUUAAAUAAUAACAGACGAGUCGAGAUCUUUGCUUUGCAUUCUAUGUUUUCCUAAGCUCUCAAGUUUGCGUUGGCCGUCUUCUGUUUUAUCAAGAUAAUUGAGGAAUGCAGUGCUUUUAAUUAAGAGAAUACGUGAGAGUUAAUAAUUAAUUAAAUCAAUGGCGUACGAACCGGGCGUUUUGUAGAAAACCUUCCGCGUUCCUAGAAUUUCCACGCAAAUAAGCAUAAUUUUACACAAACACACCAAUAAACACACUCACGCGCUGACGCUGAUAGCUUAACGCAGUAGAAAGUGACUUUAUUUUCGGUUUUAUUCUGCGGACACCAACCGCCGUGGGGCGGAUUGUGAGUUUUCCACAACGUUUUUUUUUUAAAUACUUUUUCUUACGUUUGAUUUCAUUUGCCGCAGGGAAAAACACCCGACCUCACACACAAACACACACACACACACACACACACACACACAAACACACACACUCCUUAUUGUCUUGCAUGUGUGCGCGAUUCGUUUUUUGAUCGGUUGAACCACGUUUUUUUUUCUUUUGCUUUCGGGAGAACUAAAUUUAAAGGCAGACAUGUAAAAAAUAGUAAGGCAUAUUAUACACUCUUAUGUUUAAGUGUUGUUGAAAUAAUUACGAGAUGAAUGAAAAAGCUGAAAAUGGAUGAAUAAAAUGAUGAUACAACUGAUACUUGGAAAAUAAAAA
Molecule: messenger RNA, 2355 nt
Organism: Culex quinquefasciatus (southern house mosquito)
Lineage: Eukaryota; Metazoa; Arthropoda; Insecta; Diptera; Culicidae
Product: eukaryotic translation initiation factor 4H
Exons: 4
Coding region: 88-1107 (339 amino acids)
Molecular function (GO): RNA binding
Source: RefSeq, a predicted model, not a curated record